CUCGCAGUCCAUUUGUUGGUCAUGUUUGCGCUCGCAAUCGCCACGCGUCUCGUCGCCCGCGGGUGUGCACCUGCUGGGCCCGCAUUUAGCUCGCUUGCUCGCAUGCAUCUGCACUCAUCUUCCUUGCCUCUCCUUUGCUAGCGUGCCCGCGGUGCGCUCGCCGGCUGCGUCUGCACGCAGCAUACUGUUCUGCUUGUCUGGGUCAUCCGUGCGAAUGUCAAUUGCCUCUGGUUCCGUCCGCUUUCUCAUGUUCCUUUCUUGCUCAACAGAAUGCAUACGUGCAGCACGUUCCGGCGUGAGGUCGUUGAGCACAGGCUGUCUUCAUUACUACACCCAUCCAUAGCAUGUGAUGAGCUCGUGUCUCCAACUGGUCUCACUGAGUCCUUCCUUGUCGCGCUCACUUGAAUGCUCGGGCUCUUCCUAAGCAUAUCCUCCUCUCCCCGGUCGUGCAGGACACUGUAAAAUGUUGUUGAGUAGAGACCGCCAGGCCCCGUCACCAGCCAAUUAUCCAGGAAUGAUCAUCGUGGUAAACAACGAAGAGAAAGAGUGUAAGACUCAAGAGACGCGACGAUGACCUUUGCC
Rhodofomes roseus is the source of this 582-nucleotide messenger RNA. RefSeq lists its product as uncharacterized. NCBI's taxonomy places the organism in Eukaryota, Fungi, Basidiomycota, Agaricomycetes, Polyporales, Fomitopsidaceae. The transcript is spliced from 5 exons. The annotation marks the transcript as partial. The record is from RefSeq and is a predicted model, not a curated record.